This is a messenger RNA of Cherax quadricarinatus, 816 nucleotides long. Lineage: Eukaryota; Metazoa; Arthropoda; Malacostraca; Decapoda; Parastacidae. The record is from RefSeq and is a predicted model, not a curated record.
AUGGGGUGUAACACACUUAUUGUAUUGCAAGAUGGUUUGUACCAAAGUGUUCGUGUUCCAGAUUGGUUGUAUCCCAAGAACUGUCUGGAGUCCAGGAUGUUGUCUAAAGGCUGUGUGGAGUCCCAGGAUGGUUGUGCCAAAGAAUGGCCCAGGAGUCCCCAGCAAGAUCACAGUUACUACUAUGAAAACAAGACUUACAGAAAUGGACAGUCUUUCACCGCCUACGCUAUGGCUGGCAUGAGUGGCAUUAUGAGUCAGGAUCAGCUUCACGUUUACCUGGGUGGACCAUUAGCUUUCUACGCACAAGGCAUGCUGUUACGUAUGGAAAGCAGCGGUCAGGGCGACCUCGUAACAACCAAAACAUACUUCGAUGAAGAAGUGCUGGACGACUCGUAUGAGGGCUGGGCUGUAGUGAGAGGCACCUUUAGUGGCACAGCAGUGGAGUUCCUCGCUGCUUCCUCUACAGGAUACAAUAAUUCUUUUGGCAAGGUGAGCUUCUACGAUGCCCUGGUGCUGAAGGAGGCAUCGACGAGCUUGUACGGGCAGGAGAUGGGUGCCCAGUUCGGCUACUGUCUGGGGUCAGCAGAUGUGGACGGUGAUGGUGUUGAUGACCUCCUGGUGGGGGCGCCUCUAGCCAGGGCAGGAGACAAACUCCUUCCUGACGCUGGCAAGAUCUACCUCUAUUACUCUCCCUUAGUUCAAGAUGCAGACAAGCUCCCUCCAUCACAGGUGUCUGGGACUGAUGCUUGGGGACGCUUCGGUGCUGCAGUCACCUCUCUCGGCGAUGUUGACCGUGAUGGAUAUGAUGGUGUUUAA